GGCGUCGUAGUGACAAUCAAGUUACUUUUAUUAAAUUAUUUUAUAUCAAUAUUUUUAGUUAAAUUACUUAUAUAAAAAUGUCUGUUUUCGAUGGUGAGAUAGAAUACAAGUCUGUGUACAUGGUCGACUACCUGAAGAAAGACAAACCCCUGAGUCCUCGCCGACACGCGGUAGAUGACAACUGCCUAAUUGUAGGCCUCGACAGAGACUCGCUGAAGGCCCGCGAUCAGCCUAGGAAAAGCCCUGAUUUGCUGUGCCCUAUCAACUUCGAGUACUACAAGAAUGCUGUCAAACGGUUCAAAGAGGAUGAGCCGAAGCUGGUAGAUAUGUACAUGUCCAAAGACAUCGACCCAGUUCCCAUCGACCACGAGAUCCAGGAUCUGAAACGAACGGAGUACCUCACAAAGUACUGCUCACGAGAGCUCCCAUUCAUGUCCGUAAACCUGACGCGCCGCGCUCGCGCACUCCAGACCUUACGACUUCCUGACGAUGUCCACAUACCUGACACCACUCACACCGGAUCCUAUCGGCAUCCAGCACCCGAAAAAUACAAGGACCCACCCAAGACACAGUCUUUGAAACCGAAGUUUGACGAUUCUUUACAAAGGGAACUGCGCCGAAUCUUGCGUAUACGCACACCAGAGUCGUCUUACCAAGCGUGCCACGGCCUUCUCGCCAAAGUGAUACUGGAGAAGAAUCCAUUCGGCAAGCCAAGGAAGGAGCCCAAAUAUGGACUUUGGCGUACACCGCAUUACUACACCUACUAUCAUCUCUAGGGGAAUGUUUGCCUCAUUUGCAGUGAGCAGCAGAAGUUGCUAGACGGGCGAGGUGUUCAUAAUGAUCUUGACCAGUACCGUCUUUACCAUAAGGGCACACGGGGCCCGUGCCCAGGGCCCCCAUCCUCAGGGGGCCCCGAAGGACAGACAGUAAGAGUAAUUGAUUAUCCAUAAUAAAUAGAUCAUAGUACAAAAAUGUCAGUUUAAUUCGCUUUCUUUACUUUCCAAAAGGGCCUCAAAUUCUUAUGUGCCCAAGGGCCCCAGCAUAGUUUAAGACGGACCUG
Cydia splendana is the source of this 1060-nucleotide messenger RNA. RefSeq lists its product as uncharacterized. The record is from RefSeq and is a predicted model, not a curated record. The coding region runs from base 78 to 776 and encodes 232 amino acids. Lineage: Eukaryota; Metazoa; Arthropoda; Insecta; Lepidoptera; Tortricidae. The transcript has 5 exons.